ACCGUCUCGUCUUUUAUUUCUCACCAGCCCUCAUAAAUACGAGGCCCCUACUUCUCUCCACCGACGCCGUAAGCGAGGAGCUUGGAGCCGGCGUACCACACGCAGCAGCCAAUCUGGCCGGGAUCUGACGCCGAUUUUGCCGGAAACAUGUCUUCCGGGUACAUGGCAUACUCGCCUUCACCCUCCACGGCUCCUCACUCUCCUCACAUCCCCGGCCUUCGUUCCGCCACCACCGCUCUCGUCGAGCAGGAGAAGUAUCUCUCGGAGUUGCUGGCAGAGCGUCAUAAACUUAGUCCGUUCAUGCCUGUGCUCCCAAAUUGCUAUCGGUUGUUAAACCAGGAAAUAUUGCGUGUAACCACACUGUUGGGGAAUGCAUCAAUUUUAGAUCAAAGUGGGCUUGAACAUGCUAGCACUUUGGCUUCUGGAGGAAUAUAUUCAAAUGGAGCUGAUGUGAACAGAUGGGCAUCACCGUUUCAAUCAGAAGUUUCAGGUCGAUUACAACCUUCAGCUGCACACAGCUGGCUCAGUUCCCCUAGUAGCUCAUCUGGUCUUAUUGUGAAGAGAGCAAUCAGGGUGGAUAUUCCCGUCGACAAAUAUCCUAGCUACAACUUCGUUGGGCGCCUCCUUGGUCCUAGGGGUAACUCUCUCAAGCGAGUGGAAGCAAGUACAGAAUGCCGUGUUCUGAUCAGAGGUCGUGGCAGCAUCAAGGAUCCAACUAGGGAAGAAAUAAUGAGGGGAAAACCGGGGUAUGAACAUUUGAAUGAGCCUCUUCAUAUUCUCAUUGAGGCGGAACUGCCGGUUGAGAUAGUUGAUGCUCGCCUAAUGCAGGCACGUGAGAUACUUGAAGAUUUGCUCAGGCCUGUGGACGAAUCUCAGGAUUUCUUUAAGAAACAGCAGUUACGAGAGCUAGCAAUGCUUAACGGCACACUUCGUGAGGAAGGUUCCCACAUGUCUGGGUCUGUUUCUCCCUUCCACAACAGCCUUGGUAUGAAGAGGGCCAAGACUAGGGGGUAGAGUAUUUCUUCCGCCUUGUGAAUGGGCUUUUGGAGCUUGUGUGUUAGUUUCCACCAGUAACAGCAGUUCCCACGCUACAGGUGCUGCUGUGGCGGCCAAUGCCUCCAACUGCCAUCGGGGCACUGGCACCAUUGUGUGCCAGUUCUAACUUAUUUCUAUAUGAAGUGUGUUUAUCUUCUAUUUGGUUGGUGGGGAUUUAAUCUUGGUAUCCCAUAGUUAAAGGACCAUUUGAGUUGGGGGGAUUUGCUUCUGUAUGUUGCUUUGGGGUAGUUUGGGUUGGAAUGCUCUCAACACUCUCUCUUUCUUCUCUCUCUCUUCAAGACUGUCUCUGUUUGUAUAAUUAACUUUAUUAUGAACUUUGUGAAGACAGUUUUGUAUGGUGAUUUGUGGGGGAGGGGAGGCCCCCCUUUGACACAAAUUGGGUCAGUUUAUGAUAUGGUUUGUAUACGAAGAGAGAGGCAGAUGAUGAUAUACCCUACCCUACUGCAUGCUAUCUGUGGGUUAAAACAUUUUAGUGUAGAUUGCAGGACUGUACUGAGUCGGUUUGUUGAAAGGCAUUCUUUAUGAGUUUGAUUGCAUACUAAAA
Molecule: messenger RNA, 1600 nt
Organism: Malania oleifera
Lineage: Eukaryota; Viridiplantae; Streptophyta; Magnoliopsida; Santalales; Ximeniaceae
Product: KH domain-containing protein At5g56140
Exons: 7
Coding region: 148-1014 (288 amino acids)
Biological process (GO): regulation of mRNA splicing, via spliceosome
Cellular component (GO): nucleus
Molecular function (GO): mRNA binding
Source: RefSeq, a predicted model, not a curated record